Schistocerca serialis cubense is the source of this 2703-nucleotide messenger RNA. RefSeq names its product thymus-specific serine protease-like. Gene Ontology annotation, biological process: proteolysis. Gene Ontology annotation, molecular function: dipeptidyl-peptidase activity; serine-type exopeptidase activity. The transcript has 8 exons. The record is from RefSeq and is a predicted model, not a curated record. The coding region runs from base 1 to 1560 and encodes 519 amino acids. Lineage: Eukaryota; Metazoa; Arthropoda; Insecta; Orthoptera; Acrididae.
AUGCGGCGCUGGUUACUGGUGGCGAGUGUGCCGCUGCUGCUGGUGGUGGUGGAGGUGCGUCGGAGCACGGCGGGAAGCGGGCGGAGGGGGGUGACGCCGCUGGGUCUGGCGCUGGCCACCAGGCGACGCCUGCCGCCCCCGCCGCCCGUGGCGCGCGCAGCCUCGGGAGAGACGCUCUGGUUUACGCAGCGCCUCGACCACUUCAACACCUCCAACAACGACACCUGGAAGCAGCGGUUCUUCCGGAACACGGCACACCACGAGGCGGGGGGCCCGGUGCUGCUAUACGUGGGGGCGGAAACGGAGGCCAACGUGGCGUGGGUGGAGGCUGGCUUCAUGGCGUCGCUGUGCGCCCGGCUGCGCGGCCUCUGCCUCGAGCUGGAGCACCGCUUCUACGGGCAGAGCCGACCCACUCGGGACCUGUCCACGGAGAAUCUGCGGUUCCUGAGUGCGGAGCAGGCGCUGGCGGACCUCGCCAACUUCAUCCGGCAGUACCGCCGGGAACACGCCGACACGCUGCUCGUGCCGUGGGUGGUGUUCGGCGGCUCGUACGCCGGCAACCUGGCCGCCUGGGCGCGCCUCCGCUACCCACACCUGGUGGACGCCGCCGUCGCCUCCAGCGCGCCCGUUCUCGCCAACCUCACCUUCCCAGGCUACCUGGAGGUGGUGGGGGAGGUGAUCGGUGCCAACGACGCCGCUUGCCUGGAGGACAUCCGCGCUGCGGCAGCUGAGCUCGAGGAGCGCCUGCAGACAGAGGCAGACAGCGCCGUCAUCAACAAGUUCUUUAGACUGUGCACGCCUCUGAACGCCAGCAACACGGAUGACGUGGCCUCAGUGGAGGACGUCCUGGAAGUUCCUUUUGCGAACGCAGUGCAGUCGUCGUCCAACAAGGUGGGCGAUGACGUCAGGCGGCUGUGCGCCGCGGCGCGCAGCUCACCAGGAGAGACGGCGCUGCAGCGGCACGCGGCGCUCGCCGUCGCUGACUUCGGCGCCGACGCACGCGGCUCCUGUCUCAACGCCACCUUCGUCGCCACCAUCGCCGACCUGCGCCGCACAAACUACUCUUCCUCCAGCUCAAGACAGUGGCUAUACCAGACGUGUACAGAAUUUGGCUACUUCGUGACGACGGAUUCUGAUAAGCAGCCAUUCGGCCACAGAAUAGGCGUCUCCUUCAGUGGGGGUAUCUGUGAAGCCGUAUUUGGACCAGAGUUUACGCUGGAACGCACCAGCCGCGGGGUGUCGGCAACUAACACUCACUUCGGUGGUCGCUCCCCCGACGUAAGUCACGUGGUUUUCGUCAACGGUGCACUGGACCCCUGGCAUCGCCUCAGCGUGACACACGAUCUCUCAGACACCGCUCGUGCUGUCGUCAUUCCGGAUACAUCGCAUUGCGCCGACAUGCUGGAUGAUGGGCCUGGGGAUUCCAAUGCACUACACACUGCUCGGCGCCGCAUUGCAGAGCUUGUGGCCACAUGGACAGUGGCAGCCAUCAAACAUGUACAUGGAAAAGCACCCUCAACAAGAGCUACAACCAUACAUGAACUACUUCUGCAAACUUAAUUUCUCCCAUGUUGGAUUCUACCUGUUUUGUACUGCAGCAAAAGAUUCAAUUUUGCUUGCAUUAUUUACAUUUGAGUUACUUUGACAUUUGGAAUUUUAACAGUGGUGAGUGAAGAGAAUAAUUCCAACAACUGAAUACAAAUCUGCUGCAUACGUAACCAACCAAAGGAACUAUUAGUUUUCUCUGGUUGUUUCUUCACAUCCACAGCAACAAACAAAAAAUUGUGUGUCAAGAAACAUUAAUUAAUGCCAUGAGAGGGUAUAAACACUUGUCAUUUCACUCAAGUUUGUGAAUUUGAAACUUAAGUGGAGUUUACAUAUAGGUUUUCACUUAUUCCAUUAAAUUACAUCUGAUAGUUUUUAACAUGAAGAAAUAAGGAAUAGAAUUCAGCAUCCCAUUCAAGUGAGGUCAUUGGAGAUGGAGCAAAUAUUAGGACUGUAUGGAGAUUAUACAGCAACUUGGUCAUGGCCUGUUUGAGGGAACGAUGACAUUUCUCCCAAGAACUUUAGAAAAACAAUAGGAAACUUGAAUCUGGUGUGCCAGAGUGGACGCUGAAACUAGCUCCUCCCGAAAUGUGAAUUCAGUGCCUUAACUACUGAGCUGCUUAGCUCAGUAAUCACAUUUUAAUCAAUGUAGAACUAUAAUUAUCAUGUAUGCUACUUAUACAGUGCCAACAUGAAUGGCAUAGGAUGAUGGAAAGAGCACUGUGUGACAAAUAACUUUUACCAAGGAACAUAAAUUAUAUUCUAGAGUGAAACUUUCAUUCUUCAGUGGAGGCAACUUUUCAGCAGACUAAAACUGAGAGCCAAACCACAACAUGAGAACAAAUUGCUACUUUCCAUCAAAAACACUACACUGUUCAGCCAUCCCAACAAGCUUUACAGUCCAGACAAAGCUUCAGCUUACCAGUACAUUUCUCCUACUUUUUAAAACUCCACAAAAGUUUUUUUUAUAGAAAACUUUAGAGUUCCAAUCUGGCACACAGUUUUAAUUACAUAUUUCAGUCUAAAGUGAAAGAUUCUUUGUGAAACAACCCUUGAUAGUGCUUAGGCCACGCAUGACCAAUUCAUCAAGAUUUUUCCACACAAGCAACAUAAAUUUUGUGCUCCAUCCUUUCUAUUUUUCCACAUCAGUGAUAUAUU